UAUUAAAACAAAUCUUUAAGAAUGGUAUGUGUUCAUUGUGAAAUUAGGGGUUGUUAAAUAUCAUUCGAAAGAUCAAAAAAACAGCAAAGGAAUUAAGAAUCCUUGUCUUAGGAUUAGAUAAUGCAGGAAAAACAACUAUUCUCAAAGCUUUAUCAAAUGAGGAUAUUAAUCAGAUAGCUCCCACUCAUGGUUUUAAUAUCAAAAAUUUGUAACACGAUGGAUUUAAGCUUAAUGUAUGGGAUGUUGGAGGUCAAGAAGUACAAAUUUAAUGCAUCAUAGAAACUACGAGAAUAUUGGAGCAAUUUCUAUGAAAAUACAGAUGCUUUAGUAUUUGUUAUAGAUUCAUCAGACUAAAUGCGUUUAGAAGAGGGUGGCAAAGAAUUAGACAAAUUAUUAGGAGAGGCUGAAUUAAAGAAAGUCCCUCUAUUAGUAUUCGCAAAUAAAUAAGAUUUGGUCUAAGCUCUUCCAGCAGAUGAGGUUAAUAUCCUUACUUUAUUCAGAUCUCUGAUACUUUGAAACUAAAUAAAAUUACAGACAGAUAAUGGUCUAUUGUUGCAUGUUCAGCUAAAACAUAGGAAGGAUUGCAAGAAGGAAUGGAAUGGCUUAUUAAGACAGUCUAAGAUAAAUGA
This is a messenger RNA of Paramecium sonneborni, 629 nucleotides long. Lineage: Eukaryota; Ciliophora; Oligohymenophorea; Peniculida; Parameciidae. The record is from the annotation of a GenBank genome assembly.